Molecule: messenger RNA, 3684 nt
Organism: Drosophila yakuba
Lineage: Eukaryota; Metazoa; Arthropoda; Insecta; Diptera; Drosophilidae
Product: F-box/LRR-repeat protein 16
Exons: 6
Coding region: 569-2569 (666 amino acids)
Molecular function (GO): protein binding
Source: RefSeq, a predicted model, not a curated record
AAUUUUGAGUCGUGCGCGCUAACGCUCGUUUUCCUCGCUUUUCCGCUCGACAAUUUUCCAACGGCGGCCACAACAAUCACAGGCGACAAGAGCGUGCAAAUCAAAUAGUUGUGUUUUUUGUUUUUCCAACGUUUUACUGCAGUUUCCUUCGCUGUCUGCGAGACGGCGGACUUUCUUGCGGCUUUCGUUUUUCCGUUCGCGUGUGUUUUCUUUCGGUGUUUCUGUGGUGUUUCUUCCGCUGCGAAUACGGCACCCAAAAGGAAAAGCCACGAUAAAAACACAAAGGAAAAAUUGGGAAAACGCGGCGCCGCAACUUUUGCCAAAUUGAUUUUUAUAUUGUGUGAGACGCAGAGUUCUAGCAUUACAUAAAGAAUCAAGCAAGGAGAAGGUGAAACUCGCUAAUUGCCGGCUGAAAAGGGUUAGCAACACACAGGACCAACGGGAUGUAAAGGAUAAGCAAAGCCAACACCACAAGCGAUUGAAAAACGAAGGAGAGAGGCCGCAGGACCACACUUUUCCACACGGCUUCGUUACCCAGGGAGGCAAGGUGAAUCUGUUCCAGCACACGAUGUCAUCGAUCUCCGCUCAGGGCGUGGUCGAGCGAGCAUCCGCGGAGCUGUCCAAGCGGAUCAAUGGCCUGGGCCUGCGCUCCAAGCACCAUCACAGCAGCACUUCCGGUGGUGCUGGUGCUGAAUCUGCAUCCCCGACAGGUGCCACGCCCACACCGGCGGCGUCCAGCGGCAAGACGUCGGUGAUGGAGCGCGUAACGAACGCCCUGUGCGGCGGCGGCAACUCAAAUUCUAACUCAGGAUCGAAUAGCUCCAAUAGCAACAGCACUUCAGCGGCUGCCACCGCUGCCACUUCGCCCGCCAGCAACGCCAAUCCUCCACAGACGCCGGACAAGCCGUCGCGGGGCAGUAGUCCCAGUCCCGGAGGCAUCCCAAUGCCAGGUGGCCAGUCGCAGGUGCAGAACUCCACACACCACCUCCUGCAGCAGCAACAACAGCAGCAACAGCAACAGCAUCUGCAGCUGCAACAGUCGCAGCAGCAACAUCUCCAGCUGCAGGCCUCCACGCUGAUCAACUCCAACCACCAUGUGAUGGUGGGUCCGGCCCCGCCCACUGGCAUGCCACUGGGUGCACCGCCCACGCCCACAGUGAAGUCCAUUGCCAAGCAGAUGAACAUAACCAUACCGGGCGGCGGUGUGAACCCGGGUUCGCCCACCUUCAGCACCAUGGGCAUGGUGGCCGCCCAGAAGGCGGCGGCCAGCGCCGGCGGCACACCGCUGCAGUUGCGCAAACAGCUGCCCAAUCCUCACCUGCACCAUCCGUAUGGCAGCAUGGGCAUCAGCACAGCAUCGCCGCUGAUCAUGCAACACCAGCUCCACCCGCCGCCCAUUCACAGCAUCGAGCAGCUGAUGCUCGACGAUCGCUUUCUCAGCCGCUUCUUCCAGUACUUCUCCCCCUACGAGCGACGCAUCCUCGCCCAGGUGUGCGUCAAGUGGCGGGACACACUGUACCGCAGUCCGCGCUACUGGAGCGGCCUGCUGCCCACACUGCAGUGCCGCGAGCUGCGCCAAAUGCCAGGCUGCGAUCGCGGCAAGCUCUACAACUCGCUCAUCCGUCGUGGAUUCCACGCCCUGGGUCUGGUCGGCGCCUCCGACGAGGACGCCCUGGAUGUGGUCCACUCCUUCCCGCUCGCCUCCAAGCACGUCCACUCGCUCAGCCUGCGCUGCUCCUCCAUCAGCGACCGGGGACUGGAGACGCUGCUCGACCACCUGCAGAGUUUGUUUGAACUGGAGCUGGCUGGCUGCAACGAGGUGACCGAGGCGGGUCUGUGGGCGUGUCUAACGCCCCGCAUCGUGUCCCUGUCCCUGGCGGACUGCAUCAACAUCGCGGACGAGGCGGUGGGCGCGGUGGCCCAGCUCCUGCCCUCCCUCUACGAGUUCUCGCUGCAGGCUUACCACGUCACGGAUGCGGCACUCGGCUACUUCUCGCCCAAACAGAGCCACAGCCUCAGCAUCCUGCGACUGCAGUCCUGCUGGGAACUAACCAACCAUGGCAUCGUUAAUAUCGUGCACUCCCUGCCGCAUCUCACGGUGCUGAGCUUAUCCGGCUGCAGCAAACUGACGGACGACGGAGUGGAGCUGAUUGCCGAGAACCUGCAGAAGCUGCGCGCCCUGGACCUGUCCUGGUGUCCCCGCAUCACGGACGCCUCGCUCGAGUAUAUCGCCUGUGAUCUGAACCAGCUGGAGGAGCUGACGCUGGAUAGAUGUGUGCACAUAACUGACAUUGGCGUGGGUUACAUCUCCACGAUGCUCUCGCUGACCGCCCUCUUCCUGCGCUGGUGCUCCCAGGUGCGGGACUUCGGGCUGCAGCACCUGUGCUCCAUGCGCAACCUGCAGGUGCUUUCCCUGGCCGGCUGUCCGCUGCUCACCUCGUCGGGUCUGUCCAGCCUGAUCCAGCUGAGGCAUCUGCAGGAGCUGGAACUGACCAACUGCCCGGGGGCGUCGCACGAGCUGUUUGACUACCUGAAGGAGCACCUGCCUCGCUGCCUGAUCAUCGAAUAAUCGAUGGGUGGUGAUGAUCGGAUGGACGGAUGGAGGGAUAUGCAUCCCCGGGGAUGUGCUCCCGGAGCACUGAUUUUCGGUUCGAGUAUGCUAAUUUGGUACACCUAACCUCCAGUCGGCAAGUUCCUCGCGUGCUAUGUGACUUUAACUUUCCGUCAACACUGUACUCUAUCCCUUAUAGUUUUAGACUUAUUUUGAUUUCUGCUGUGAUUUGAUACGGAACUUAGUUAAGUUGAUCUGUUUAAGACGAAGAUGUACCACAAAAGACCCGAAGAUGAUAUUUAUUUACAUGCAAUACAAUAUGUCUAAUAUACAUAUACAUAAAUAUAUAUUUAUAUUUAUAAAUAUACAUUAUUUAUAUUAUUGUAGUUUUUAACGAACGUUUUAUUUACUACUCUCGCUGUAUUUAAAUAUGCAGUCUACGUGUAAAAUAUUGAAAAAAAAGAAAUGAAAAAAAUGAAAUGAAAAACAAAACUCAAAAAAUGAAAACCAAACAUUGCGCCCAAAAGACGAACAAACAACAAAUAACAAUUACAAAACAUACCAAGUGAAUCAAAAUAUGCAAUUAAUUACAUUAGUUCAAAGAAGCAAAACAACAAAGGAUGAAUAUUUGAAAAUAUUUACGAGUAUAGCGAAAACGUGCAAAAGUUGCCAUCAGCUUUAGAUUGAAAUUGCAAUUGAAAUUUACAAAUCCUAGACUUUUGCAUACCCUGACCAGUGAAACCUAACUUCGAUUGUACCAUAUGACUACUCUGUAAUUAACUAACUGCUACUGAAAGUAUUUUAAGGUGACAUAAAGUGCACGCUACCGAUGAGGUCAAAAUUUAACAUAAUGUUUAGCAAAUUGUUGUCAAAUUGCAAAAUGCAAUUGCGAACCAUAAACAAUCGACUUCUGGCCGUCACAGAUACUCUAUAUAUCUAGCUUACGUUAUAGAGCCGCUCUCCUCAUUAAAGUAAAGCCCUCACUCAAACCUUAUGUAAAUGCUUUGUUUUUAACUCCAGUGUGAGAGUUUCAUCCCGAACAUUAAGCAAACGGAGAUUGGAAACUGCAGUCUUAAACCAACAAGAACACAACUCUACAAGUACAUGAUAAAAUAAAUAAAUGGUAAAAUGAA